Pantherophis guttatus is the source of this 2247-nucleotide messenger RNA. RefSeq names its product PHD finger protein 13 (gene PHF13). The record is from RefSeq and is a predicted model, not a curated record. Gene Ontology annotation, molecular function: chromatin binding. Lineage: Eukaryota; Metazoa; Chordata; Lepidosauria; Squamata; Colubridae. Gene Ontology annotation, biological process: mitotic chromosome condensation. Gene Ontology annotation, cellular component: nucleus.
CCCCCUUAGCCUGGCAGGGCGGGGCUCCCCCUCUCCCCGCCCACCCCAGACCCCGCUGCCGGUACCGGGCGACGCCGCCGGAGGAGACCCCCGCCAUGGACUCGGACUCCUGCGCUUCCCCGCCGCCCCCCGAAGAUUUUGCUCCGGGCUCCAAGCGCUGCCGGACGGUGGAAGAUUUCAACAACUUUUGCACCUUUGUCCUGGCCUACGCGGGGUACAUCCCAUACCCGCACGAGGAUACAUCCGGUUGGAGCAGCGCCAGUUCCCCCAACAGUACCCGGGAGGCCAUUGACAGCGAUGGAGGGGACCCCCCUUUGGGACACCUCUCAAAAGCCCGGAAGAGCUUCAGCCAACUCAAACAUGGCAAGGCUUACUCCUCGCUCUAUCAGUGGACAAAGCCCAACGGAUUUUUGGUGGACCGGAAUAAAAUGGAGAAGUUCCGGAAGAAACGGCGGCUUGUGAGGAAGGAUGCGGUGCUGCCGGACGUCAAAUAUCCCGAAGAAGACGAAGAAGAGGAAGGUCUGCGGGAGAGAGAAGGAGAAGAGCCGUACGCCGAGACCCCGCUCAGCCCGUCCUCCGAAGGGGAUGCCCAGUCUUCCACAGGCCGCGGCUCGGCCUGGGAUUCGGACACUCCGUCGAAUCCCCCCUACCCAGCCGCCGCGCCGGAGGAGCAGAGUCUCGUCCAAACGGUGGGCAAGAGGACCAUCAUACGGCAAGGGAAACAGGUGGUCUUCCGGGACGAGGACGGCAGCGGAGACGAUGAGGACAUCAUGGUAGAUUCAGAUGACGACUCGUGGGAUCUGGUCACCUGCUUCUGCAUGAAACCUUUCGCCGGGCGGCCCAUGAUCGAAUGCAAAGAAUGCCACACCUGGAUCCACCUGUCCUGUGCCAAAAUCCGCAAAUCCAACGUUCCCGAGGUUUACGUCUGCCAGAAAUGCCGGGAUUCCAAAUUCGACAUCCGACGGUCCAGUCGGUCCCGGAUGGGUUCCCGCCGGCACUUCCUGGAGUAAACCAGCUGGAGAGCUGGUGGUGCCAAACCUCGAAAAUUGGGUGUUUUGGGAGUCGGUAGGGCCGGGGGGGGUGGGUGGAGAAGCGAGCGAGCGAGACCCCAGGCCCGCCGAUCUUCCGAAUCGCCGGAUUUCCCGCUGGAGUCAGAACUGAUCCCCGGCUGCAAAAGUUGGGGCGAAGGGGGGGAGGGACUGGGAGGGUCUUCCCGGUUUCCUUGUCUUUGGAGCACCAAGGGAAAUAACUGGGAGCUGACCAGUCACCCCAUUCGCGGAGGGAUUGAGGUGCAAAAACAGCGAAAGGAUCUCUAAAGGAGAUGAGAGGGAGGGGAAAAAAAAAAAAUCUCUCGCUUUUCUAAAGCACAGAUUUGGAGAUCCGGACGGUUUGUAGAAUUUGAGACUCUUUCCCCGCAGAGGUUUAGUCCAAAGAUUUGGGAAGCCCCUCAAUCCCCCGAGCUGAGCUUGGAAGGACAAGAAUGAUGAAAAAAAAAAAAAAGAUAUUAUUUGGACCGCAGGUGCAUUGGGAAACCUUCCCAUCUAACUGAUCCUCUCCAGCCGAGCGCCGAGAUUCAGCCGAUUUCGGACUUCAAGGCUGAAAAAAGAAGGGGAAUUGGGAGGAAGAUCAUUUUUUUCCCACUGGUGCUUCGAGAGCGAGCCGAGGGUCCGGAAAGCUGGACAGCCCAGCGGGAUGAGGGCGAGGAGGGGCUAGGGAGGGGUUGGACCUCGGCCGUCGGUGCUGCCUAUGGACUUUCAGAGACUGCCUUUGUCUCCUCCGAUGGGGGCGGGGGGCGGAGAAAGCGUGGGGGAGACCCCCCCCCCUCCCCGUAAUCUUUGAUCAAUUAAGUAUGACAUUCCUGAUCCGUUUCUAGUGUUGUGGUGUGAAGCCUUUGGCCACGUCCCAAAAGUCUGUACGGAGAAGGGUGGAUUCCUGGAUCCUGCGAGAUCCACUCGGGUCCCUCUCUUAAAUGUGGGAACCAUCCAGCCAUCCCUACUGUGCCUGGUGGAGAUUUCCGGUUUCUUUUGGGACUUUACAGCCAGGACUGAUUUUCCGUUCCUUUUCUUCUUUGGUUAUCCACGUCGGGCGGGCGGGCGGGGGGACGGGGACGGGGGUCCCUAUAGCCAAAACCGCUGGGUCUUCGGCCCCCGAAGCAGCUGCGUAUCAAGGGGUUUUGUCUGUGUACAAUCUCAGUUCAAGAGCUUUAAUUUUUUAAAACGAACAAUUAAAAUUAUUUGUUUUAUGGAA